AUGGCUUUAAGGCAAUCAUCAAAUCACCGCAUGGAUUGGCAAUACACAAUCAUUCAUCCACUCCUUCUGGCUGCGGUUUAUCUUAAGAUGUUCGAGAAUCCUGAUCCUGAGCAACGAAAGGAACUAGCGGCCCCAAAAUAUCCAGAAAACUACGAUUCCCUGAACGAGCUCAUCCGCCGACAAGGCCUCUUUUACUUGUAUCGCGUUUACAAUGGUGGACUCAACAGCAUCCAUCUUAAAACUAUACAGACCACCUUAAUUUUUGAACGCCAGCAUACUGUGAAGCUUGCAGGACCGUAG
Penicillium malachiteum is the source of this 300-nucleotide messenger RNA. Its product is annotated as serine/threonine protein kinase. NCBI's taxonomy places the organism in Eukaryota, Fungi, Ascomycota, Eurotiomycetes, Eurotiales, Aspergillaceae. The record is from RefSeq and is a predicted model, not a curated record. The transcript has 2 exons. The coding region runs from base 1 to 300 and encodes 99 amino acids.